GAGGCGCCGGCAGCACCGGAAGUAGCCGCCGGCGGCCGGAAGCGGAGGUUGCCAUGGUUGCGGCACGGGCCUAGGCGCCGCCGCCAUGACGCAGGCGGAGAUCAAGCUGUGCGCCCUGCUGCUGCGGGAGCACUUCGGGGAGAUCGUGGAGGCCGUGGGCGCCCGCCUGCUGGGCACGGGCGCGCAGCCGCUGCGCGCCAUCGCCGCCGGCACGGGGCUCUCGCUGCAGCAGGUGAAGAAGGGCCUGUGCGUGCUCAUCCAGCACAACCUGGCAGCCUACCAGGUGCAGAGACGCGGCCUCGUGGAGUACGAGGCGCAGUGCGGGCGCGUGCUGCGCAUCCUGCGCUACCCGCGCUACAUCUACACCGCCAAGACGCUCUACGGCGACACGGGCGAGCUGCUCGUGGAGGAGCUGCUCCUCAACGGCAAGAUGACCAUGAGCGCCGUGGUGAGGAGGGUCGCCGACCGGCUCACCGAGACCAUGGAAGAUGGGAAGACCAUGGAUUACGCGGAUGUGUCGAGCACGUUCGUGCGCCUGGCGGACACGCACUUUGUGCAGAGGUGCCCACAGGUGCCCGAGGCUGCGGAAGCGCCCGAGGCGCCGCCUGCGCCCGCGCUGGUGCUCAGCGAGAAGGACAUGUACGUGGUGCCCAGGCUGAGCCUCACAGGGAAAGGGAAGCGGAGGCGAUCGUGCGAUGAGGACGAGGCCCGGGAGCACAAGGCUAAGAAACAGAAGGGCGAUGGAGAAGAUGCCGAGCCCCCGCCUGACGACGGCAUUUACUGGCAAGUCAACAUCGACCGGUUCCACCAGCACUUCCGAGACCAGGGAAUAGUGAGCGCCGUGGCCAACCGCAUGGACCAGACGAGCAGCGAGAUCGUGCGGACGAUGCUGCGCAUGAGCGAGGUCACCACGUCGUCGAGCGCGCCCUACACGCAGCCGCUCUCCUCCAACGAGAUAUUCCGGUCUCUUCCCRCCGGAUACAACAUCGUGAAGCAGGUUUUGGAUCAGUACCUCACGCUGCUGGCAGAUGACCCGCUGGAGUUCGUGGGCAAAUCCGGGGACAGCGGCGGGGGCAUGUACACAGUCAAUCUUCACAAGGCUCUUGCGUCUCUCGCAACGGCAACCCUGGAAUCCAUUGUGGAGGAGAGGUUUGGCUCCCGCUGUGCCAGGAUAUUCCGCUUGCUGCUGCGGAAGAAGCAUUUGGAGCAGAAGCAAGUGGAGGACUUUGCCAUGAUCCCGGCCAAGGAAGCCAAGGACAUGCUGUACAAAAUGCUCUCCGAGAACCUGGUGUCCCUGCAGGAGAUUCCCAAGACUCCGGACCACGCGCCCUCCCGCACCUUCUACCUGUACACAGUGAACGUCCUGUCCUCGGCGCGGAUGCUGCUGCAUCGAUGCUACAAGACCGUGGCCAACCUCAUCGAGAGGCGGCAGUUUGAGACCAAGGAGAACAAGCGCCUGCUGGAGAAGUCGCAGCGCGUGGAGGCCAUCCUGGCCUCCAUGCAGGCCACGGGCGCCGAGGAGGGGCAGCUGCAGGAGAUCGAGGAGAUGAUCACGGCCCCCGAGCGGCAGCAGCUCGAGACCCUCAAGCGCAACGUCAACAAGAUCGACGCCAGCGAGAACCAGGUGGACGAGACCAUCUUCGUGCUGGAGUCCUUCAUCGAGAGCACCUUGAAGAAGCCCUGAGGGGCCGCGGGGGGACAGCCUUGUCACCUUGGCACCGCGGGCCCCAUUUCUGUAGAGAAUAAAAAAUGAGCAACAA
Molecule: messenger RNA, 1760 nt
Organism: Nothoprocta perdicaria
Lineage: Eukaryota; Metazoa; Chordata; Aves; Tinamiformes; Tinamidae
Gene: POLR3C
Product: RNA polymerase III subunit C
Exons: 15
Coding region: 86-1684 (532 amino acids)
Biological process (GO): DNA-templated transcription
Cellular component (GO): RNA polymerase III complex
Molecular function (GO): single-stranded DNA binding
Source: RefSeq, a predicted model, not a curated record